Molecule: messenger RNA, 1853 nt
Organism: Eurytemora carolleeae
Lineage: Eukaryota; Metazoa; Arthropoda; Copepoda; Calanoida; Temoridae
Exons: 20
Coding region: 31-1389 (452 amino acids)
Molecular function (GO): protein binding
Source: RefSeq, a predicted model, not a curated record
UCAGUCUUGAAGUUUGGUAGAACCACCAGCAUGUCUGCACUUCUUCUUAUACUUCUCAUCACAGCAGGAAUCCUGGAAGUUGCUGAAGCUGUACAUUCUGCUCCAUUCGUAAAAGUUGAAAUACCCGCAGGAAACCAUGUAAUUCUUAAUAAACAAGAGGCCGUGGCAUCAGCAAUGAUAUGCAGUAUGAAGUGUUUACAUAACAAUGUAUUUGGAAUUGGAACUGAAUGCAGUGUCUUUUCUUUCAACGAAACAACUCAAACCUGUGCAAUGGGAAUCUUCAGUGUUCUGGACAAGAGUGAUGAGGAGAACACAACAAUAGUUGUUUGGAAACAGAAAGGAUGCGAUUAUCCACCUGAUCCCGAGAAUGGUCGAUUUAGCUGUAUUAAAAACAUAAAGCAAGAGAAAUGUUUUCUGAUCUGUAAUCCUGGAUAUGUUGCGCAAUCAUUCAGAGGAUUGUAUUGUAACCAAACCAAAUGGAAUAAACCCCUAGAAGAGUUUCAAUGCUUGCCAACCGUAAUGGCAAUAGUUGGAGGAAAUUACGAACCUAAGUGGGGAGAGUUCAGUCUAUUCGGACCCAAUGGGCAAGUUCUAAUUAAAGAAGGGGGUGUAACAUUUAGAGAACAUGUAACUGAAUAUUUCAGUGGAGAGACUGUAUCAUGUGGUGGGGGUUGGGGCACUCCUCGGGAUUGUUAUGCUUACAACUUUGCCACAGGAUGGAGAAAACUACAGGCUAGGUUGAAGGCUGUGAGAAUUGGAAGUGGUUCUGCCAUAGUGCAAGACAGAUACUACAUAAUAGGAGGGAUUACACCAGAAUCCAUCCUUCAGGCAGAAUACCUUCAAGAGGGAGAUGAAACUGUAACCCAAUCUGGAAUGUUCACUCCCCAAUUAAAUGAUUUAAGUGUGCAUGUAGAGCACUACUGUUGUGCAGUUAGAUUUACAGACAGGUCGUUCAUACAUAUUUUGAACAGAAGUGUGAGUGAAUACGACAUAAUCACAGGAGUAUAUACUAAGAGACCAGAGCUCAAUGUUCCUCGUUUAUUCUUUGGUUGUGAUUCUUUUCUGGAUGAGGACGACGAGGUGGUGUUUAUUGUGGCUGGAGGAAAUAAUGAAAAUGCUACAAAAUCUGCUGAAAUAUUUAAACCAUCUGUUGGACAUUGGACCAUGAUAGGGAACUUAACCUAUCCAAGAUUGUCAAAUGCUGUUGUGACGACUUCUGAUGGUGUAUUUGUAAUCGGUGGUCAAACCAACCCUUCUGGAAAGGUUGAAAAGCUUGACAUGAAGACAAUGACCUGGAUUGAUACUGGACUAGUGUUUUCUUCUUUACAUGCUUUCAAGUUAGGAGCAACUGCUAUCCCUGCUAAUCUCCUUCCUCCAUGGCGCAACUAAUAGUGUCGGGCCACGUUUUAAAUCACAUAGUUCCAAAAGUUGCAAGCUCUCACGCAGAACCUAUGAAAAUGUUGAUAACUUUUUAAAACUAAAGCUAAAAGCAAAGGGUUUUAAGAUCUAAAAUGUAUGUUUACAUGUCUAGGAAUAAGGGUGUAUCACUUUAUAUGUGAGUUUGCAUAAGUUAAAAUCAAAGGCCAAGGGAAACGUCAAAGUGGACCUAUAGUCUUGAAAAGUGAUACAAUUUUACUAGCACUCUGGAUCAUGUAUACAGCGUUUUUGUAUUUUUUUCUUUCUAAUCUAAAUGCUUCGCAAAUUAAUUAUUUUACAGCCUUUCCACUAACAUUACCCACCCAUGAUUCCAACAACAGAAGGGGGUUAAGUUAUGUAUGUAUAAAAAGUUUUGCAAAAUUUUGUACAAAAAAUGAUUUGAAUAAUAAUACAUAAUAAUAAUAAUAAUAAAAACA